Struthio camelus australis is the source of this 5300-nucleotide messenger RNA. It is a transcript of the gene KCND3, whose product is annotated as potassium voltage-gated channel subfamily D member 3. NCBI's taxonomy places the organism in Eukaryota, Metazoa, Chordata, Aves, Struthioniformes, Struthionidae. Gene Ontology annotation, molecular function: protein binding; A-type (transient outward) potassium channel activity. The record is from RefSeq and is a predicted model, not a curated record. Gene Ontology annotation, biological process: protein homooligomerization; potassium ion export across plasma membrane. Gene Ontology annotation, cellular component: postsynaptic membrane; dendritic spine; neuronal cell body.
UCUUUCGCCUUCCCUCUCUCGCAUUCUUCGCUUCUCCCUCUCUCCUUGCCUUUCCCUGCUUCCCCUCCCUCCCCCUUUUUUCCAUUUGGUGGCUACACAGACCAUUCCAGCCCCUGAACUCCCGGCACUAGAUUAAAGUGUAAUACUGAGCUGUGGAAGGACGCGAGGCAAUGGCGAGGCAGCUGAGCUCCUGUAUUUCACAUUUAGCCUUACUUUGGGCGCUGAGAGUGUCUUUCCUUGCCAGAUGGAACUGAUCUGACUUCCGACAAGUCUCAGAAGCAGCUAAACUGUCUUCUCCAGUAAUAAGGCCUGGAGUCAUCAUGGCAGCAGGAGUAGCAGCAUGGUUGCCCUUUGCCAGGGCAGCUGCCAUAGGAUGGAUGCCGGUGGCCAACUGUCCUAUGCCACUGGCUCCAACGGAGAAAAACAAGAGGCAGGAUGAGCUGAUCAUUCUCAAUGUGAGUGGAAGGCGUUUCCAGACCUGGAGGACUACACUUGAGAGAUACCCCGACACUCUCCUGGGCAGCACCGAGAAGGAGUUCUUCUUCAAUGAAGACACUAAGGAGUACUUCUUUGACCGGGACCCUGAAGUCUUUAGGUGCAUCUUAAAUUUUUAUAGAACUGGCAAGCUGCACUAUCCAAGGUAUGAGUGCAUUUCUGCUUACGACGAAGAGCUUGCCUUUUAUGGGAUCCUCCCUGAAAUCAUCGGGGACUGCUGCUAUGAAGAGUACAAAGACAGAAAGCGGGAAAACGCAGAGCGGCUGAUGGAUGACAAUGACUCAGAAAACAACCAAGAAGGGUCCAUGCCAUCGCUGAGCUUCCGGCAGACCAUGUGGCGAGCCUUCGAGAACCCCCACACCAGCACCUUAGCCUUAGUCUUUUACUACGUCACCGGUUUCUUUAUUGCUGUCUCUGUGAUCACUAAUGUUGUGGAAACUGUCCCUUGCGGCACGGUGCCUGGAAACAAGGAGCUUUCAUGUGGGGAGAGAUAUGCUGUGGCUUUCUUUUGCUUAGACACAGCUUGUGUGAUGAUUUUCACAGUUGAGUAUCUGUUGAGACUCUUUGCGGCCCCAAGUCGCUACAGAUUCAUCAGAAGCGUGAUGAGCAUCAUUGAUGUGGUGGCCAUCAUGCCAUACUACAUUGGCUUGGUGAUGACCAACAAUGAGGACGUCAGCGGAGCCUUUGUGACACUAAGGGUUUUUAGGGUUUUCAGGAUUUUCAAGUUUUCUCGCCACUCCCAAGGCUUAAGAAUCUUGGGCUACACUUUGAAGAGCUGUGCCUCUGAGCUUGGCUUUCUCCUCUUUUCCCUCACUAUGGCAAUCAUCAUCUUUGCAACUGUGAUGUUUUAUGCAGAGAAAGGAUCCUCAGCUAGCAAAUUCACCAGUAUUCCUGCUUCCUUUUGGUACACUAUUGUAACCAUGACAACACUCGGCUAUGGUGACAUGGUGCCCAAGACAAUUGCUGGGAAGAUAUUUGGCUCCAUUUGCUCCCUGAGCGGGGUGCUGGUCAUUGCUCUGCCGGUUCCAGUCAUUGUUUCCAACUUCAGCCGUAUUUACCACCAGAACCAGAGAGCAGACAAGCGGAGAGCUCAGAAGAAAGCUCGACUGGCAAGGAUUCGAGUGGCCAAAACGGGUAGUUCCAACGCUUAUCUUCACAGCAAGCGCAACGGCCUCCUGAAUGAAGCCUUGGAGCUGACGGGAUCUACUGAAGAUGAGCAGCACAUGACUAAAGGCACCUCCUUAAUUGAAAGCCAACAUCACCACCUGCUGCACUGCCUGGAAAAAACAACUGGAUUGUCCUAUCUUGUGGAUGAUCCCCUGUUAUCUGUACGAACUUCCACCAUCAAGAACCAUGAGUUCAUAGAUGAGCAGCUGUUCGAACAAAACUGCAUGGAGAGCUCAAUGCAAAACUACCCAUCUUCUCGGAGCCCCUCCUUGUCAAGUCACCAUGGUUUGACCACCUCCUGCUGUUCUCGCCGUAACAAGAAGACCACUCACCUCCCCAACUCCAGUGUGCCAGCCACUCGCCUGCGGAGUAUGCAGGAGCUCAGCACUAUCCACAUCCAGUGCAGUGAGCAGCCCUCACUUACAACAAGUCGUUCCAGUCUCAACAUGAAGUCAGAUGAUGGGCUGCGACCGAACUGCAAAACUGCGCAGAUAACUACAGCCAUCAUCAGCAUCCCCACACCACCGGCACUAACGCCAGAAGGCGAGAGUAGGCCUCCACCCAACAGCCCUGGCCAUUCCACGAACAUUUCUACCACUACCACAAGCAACAUAGUCAAGGUCUCUGCCUUGUAAGAUGUCUCAUGCACAGAAAGAGGCUGAAAGACCAGUGUCCCUCUCCCUCCACACCUCCACGUUCCUUUUUUGCUGCAAAUUGUGCCUGGACGGACCAACCUGACAUUUUGUCAUUGAAUUAGCAAUGGAGACCUAACAAGGCAGCUUUCUUCAGACUCGCAUUCAUGCUGUGGACUGAGGAAGGAUUAGGAGGAGGAAGAGGCUGGUUAAAGGAAAAAUCUGCAUGGAGAGGGUGUUGUGCCACAGUACGGAGCAGAAAUUGCCUGUGGAGGCUGGAGAGAAAGAAUCAUCAUGGCAACAAGAGAGUCAAUAAAGAAAACAGAAAUAUAACACUGUGUAUCGCAGCACCUUUUUAAAGGUUUUUAAUGGAUAAUAUUUAUUCAUGAGGAAAUGACUGAAAAAGGUGAAAAACAAUGGAUUUUGUGAAUUUUUUUUCUUCAUGGAGCAGAACCUUUAAACCAACCAAAAUUUCACAUUUUUUUCUUUUAUAGGAAAAGAUUUAGACAAAGAAGCCACCUGUCACAGAAAUCUGUUUCCAUUCCCCUGUGUGUGUGCGUGUGCGAGUGUGCAACAGAACCACAUCAGAGCAACACUGAAUUACAAAGAAUAGAGCAUAUUUUCAUGAUUGAGUGCACAGUAGGAAAAUGCAAGCAUGUGUCAGCGCAUAUGUGUGCACACGCACACACACACACAACUAUUUCACCCUGGAUGGCAUUCUUUAUUUAGACAAUUUUGUAUCCGCCUUUUAAGUCAAUACAGUGCAAUUGCAAACAGUGUGUUUGUCUGCUAAUUAUUGUCUGUGAAAACAUAUUUGUGGAAAAAAAAAGACAGGCUUUAGUAGAGUUUUAGUCCCUCAUGGAUAUCUGCUUUCUAUUUUUGUUAUCACUUACUUGUAAGACUGUGACUAGACUAUCAGUUCUGUAUUUUUAAAAAGGAAAAAAAGUAGGAUUCUUUUUUAAUACUGUACACAAAAAUGGUAAAGAAUGAGAAAGCACUGAACUCAGCUACAACAAGCAUUCAUAAGUCUGACAGAUGUUCUCUGUAACAUAUGCCCAUGCCUUUUUGUUUUUGUUUUCUAUCCAUGAAUUUCUUUGCUAGCGUUGGACAUACAACCCAUUGUAAAUAGUAGCCAAAUAACGUCUGGAUCUAUAUUUGGUAAUAAUUAACCCUAGAGCCAAAUACCUUGCAUGGACAGCGAAGAAUUUGGCUUUUUCACAGUCCUGGGGCUCCAGUUGUCUCAUCAAUGGCUUCUGGGUUGCACUGAUUUUGGGGGUAGACUAGAUUAGUAAUUUUAGUUCUCCAGUCCUAGCACAGGAUCUACAGUGUGCAUCCACCUGAGAAGGGGGAGCAGUACUGGAGUCUGGAAAACAUUUGAUAAGGUGUGGUACAGACAGCAUUUUCUUUUUUCAGUUUACACAUUGAUUUUGGGAAAAGUCACACAUUUCUAGUAAACCAAAACCUGUAAGUAACACUGUGGUACUGCCAGGAAGCUAGUCCUUCUAACUAGGCUGUGGUCAGUCCUACCACUCUUUCUGAAAUCUUCCUAGGAACAAUCCAUUGUCAGGAAAGACAAAGUCCUGAAACGUAACUGAUUUUUCCCCUCUAAGAAGAAUAAUCUUUUUCUUCCAUUCUGCCUCUCUCAAGUCCCCUUCUCAUUACAGAUGCAAUCCACAACGGGCACAGAGUGAUGAACAAUGUCACCCACCUCUUGCUUCCAGAGCCUCUCACAUCAUAUAUACUGUCCGGCUAAUUAUUGUGGUCACACACAAAUGCCCGUUCAAGACUCUGUUGUGCUAGGCCCUACACACCCCUGUGAAAAGCUUUGAACCUUGCCUCCAGGAGCUUGCAAUGGAAUAGAUAAUAAGGAAACGUUUGAAGUGUCCCUUUUCUGAACAGGGAUUUACCAACACUACACAACUAACAAUUACUCAAAGCUUGUUUGAGACUGAUUCAGCAAGGGGAUGACUUUUUUGUUAACAUCUUUCAUAAUCUAUCCUGAUGUAAUAUUUAUAUAUGCACAAACACAUAUAAACACACACACACGUAUAGAUAAAUAAAUGCACAUGCUGACUUAAACAUAUGAGCUAGCAAUCUGCUUUGUUAGCAUUCUGAACGUAGUAGUCUAUAAAAUGGACUCAAAAGCUGAUGUACUAACUCAAUACCUUCCUUAGAACCCUACAACAUUCUAGAAACAUUAGGGCUAUGGCUAAGCCUUCAGUAGCUGCACCAGCUUAUACUCAUUUAUUCCAAUGCUAUACUAUGUUACCCAAAACUAUGUUUAGUCCUGUUUUAAAUGACUAAAAUACUCUGCCUUUGCUGCUUCCUGUAGGAGGUUAUUCUGCAGUUAAUCUUGCCAUUAUUGAGUUUUUCUUGAUGUUUAAUUUAGUCUUUCCUUUGCUCUAAGUUCAUUACUUGUCAUGAUAUCUGCUGCCCAUUUGAAAACCCUCAGCCUUAUAGAUCAGAGGCCUUGUUCUCCACCACCUUCCACCCUUCUUUACACUAGCAUAGAAUGAGGGGUAAAUGCUAUCAUGCUGGUACACCGUGUUCCUUCUAAUGCACAGGAUUAAGUGAUUACAAAGAGCCAGGGACUCAAAAUGGACUCUCAGUGCUGCCUUUCUUUUUCAUGAUUUACCGUGGAGUGGUAAACAAGCCACUUCAUCUCUCUGCGCCCAUGUCUCUAUCUGUAAAUAGCAAUCAUGGCAGCCCAUCUAAAGUACAUUUAGUGCAUUUUAUUACUAUCAAUCAAAACGCUUCCUGAAAGAAUUCAACAUUUUUAUGAGACAAAAGCAUAAAUAAGGAGGACAACCAAUCCUUAGGGCUUCUGGCUGGUUGGGAUCAGAUUGUCAGGGUAGCCCUGGUCUUUGUUUUGUCCCAGAGAAGAAGAAUCAUUUUUAUCCUUGCUCAAAAAUAUGUGGCUUGCCUCUUCUACCAUUAACUUAGCAGGUGCUGCCCCAUACAGUCACUGGCUCAGCACAGACUUUCAGAGGAUAAAGACAGAGAAAA